Molecule: messenger RNA, 1464 nt
Organism: Alosa sapidissima (American shad)
Lineage: Eukaryota; Metazoa; Chordata; Actinopteri; Clupeiformes; Clupeidae
Exons: 4
Coding region: 59-883 (274 amino acids)
Source: RefSeq, a predicted model, not a curated record
GGUCAAGUACGCUGACCGGGACUACUGUGUCACCGUGGGAACGUCAGCAGUGCACAAGAUGUACCACGAGUGGCACGAGCUGGUGGUCAGGCUUGACGUGUGGCACCUCAUGCGACGCUUCGCGAGGGGUGUCACCACAGACCGCCACCAGCUCUAUGGCCUCUUCAUGGUGAGGAUUUCCUUCGCCAUUUUCGAGUGGGACGACGAGGACGUCGCCCGCCUGAGAGAGGCCAAGCAGUCUGUGGAGGGAAAGGACGCCCACAUCAAACUGUCAGCCAAGGAGCUCGCUCGCCAUUGUCGCCGCCAUGCGGGACACCUUCUGGAAGCUGACGGACACCACGGGCGUCCCAUUGAUCGACUGCUCCACUGCAUGGAGGAGAUCUGGAGCAUACAGCGCCGCUACCUCGACUGCAUCCACGACCCAGAGGGGGUGGAGCUGUACACCCAGACGGGAGAGGUCACCAAGGGUGGUGUGAUGCUUCCCGUCUUCAGGUGUGCUCGAGGCUCCACUUCCCUGGAGUCUUUCCACCUGCACAAGUGCCGCUUCAUACCAGGUGCAUCUGUGAGUGAUGUCCACUUCCAGGUGUACCUGCUGGAGGGCCUGGUGUGGUGGAACGAGGACCGUGGCAGAGCGGCAGUCGAGGGAGGACUACGAGCAGUGCUGCGUUGCUACAGUGCCCAACUGCAGCACCGCUUCAACCAACACCCUACAAUUAAGUGGUGGCACAACCAGAGGAGCAAGGCGAUGAUAAGGGACACCAUCGCCAUCGCAGUCUGCCGCGCACACAGCCACGAGGGCAAGACGCUCGCCGGGGUCCGCAUCAACCGCUGGGGUGCCGUCAUGAGGGACUACAAACAGAUCCAGGACAACGUGGUCAACUGACCUGCCCUCAUGGCGAGCACCCGGAUCCAGCUGUUUGAUGUUAAUCAGCGGACCCUGUCGAUGUGGCACAACCAGAGGAGCAAGGCGAUGAUGUGGGACACCAUUACCAUUGCAGUCCCAGGGCCCAGCGCUCCCCAGACUGCAGCGGAGCGCCUGCCUGCCCCAACAGCCAGACCACCCCCCUCCAGCACCGCCUGCCCGCAGACGCCUCUGGUCUGGCCCCUGAGCUGUACGUCAUCGCCGCCCUCCAAAGUGCCACAUCCUCCUCCUCCGCAAUGGACACCAUCUCGUCCACCAGUGGCACGCCGGCUCCCUCGACCAGCACCGCUGCAGCCACCGUUCCACCCAUCGCUGGAGCCAUCCCCCGCUCUACUGCCUGGAGACACAAGAAUGGCUCCUCCUCAAGCCCUUCAAAAAGGUCUCCCGAUUCCAAUGCAGGAAUGUAGGCACUGUGGCCAGCCUAAGACCAGGGAGUACGGCCACAGCCGCUACAAACGGGAGACCUUUUGCGCCCGGGCCGACAGGGCAACAGUGGCUCCAAGAACUAAAGCGGCGAGAGCGCGAGGGGCCACUCCCACCAC